UCUGACCGUCACUUUGUGUCGAAGGAUCAGAGCCGUGAUGGCAGUGACGGUUUAUUGGAUUCUCUUUCCCGCCAUUUUGACAUCUUUCUUUACUCUCUCGUCGCCGAAUCAGCCGGACUUCGACCGCUUUCUCGGCGAAUUGGAGGAGGAGAAGCUCACAAACGCUUGCGCUAGUAACUUCUCGUCAAAUUCUUUCGAACUAUUCACUUAUUCAAGAGUAGAAGAAAGCUAAUAAUGCAGAAAUUUGAGGAGUUUUGGAGUUUAAUCGUCCUCCUUGUGUCGAAUUUGUGCGUCUUAUUGUACUUUAGUGUAAAUCUUGAGAUCUUGCUGCAUCUGAGAAUGGAUGCAGAUUCUGCUCUUAAGGAAAGCAUUCAGAAGCUACAAGCUAAAUGGAGCCUUUAUCUCAAGGAACGAGAGGAGUGGAUUCAGGACAUGGUUGAUAAGAUUCAGUACCUGCAGUCUGCUCUAUCAAUCUUAAGGAUGACUCACCACAUGCUGAUGAAAGGCUCAAGAUGCUAGAAGAAGAGGUACGACUCCUUUGGGCUGCUUCCAGAAAGAACAACUUUGAUCUUCAUGCUUUAGAAGCUCAAGCACCAUCUGCUGAAGACCAACUAGCUCUUGUUACUUCACGAGCCAAAAAGAUGGUUGAAAUUGUUACAGAACAGUGGUUCCAGAUUCAACAUCUUGAGCAGGCACUUGAAAUUGCCAAGAUUAGAGCAUUAGAAGUACAAAGGCAAAGUUCUAUGUGAUACACAUUCUUGAAGUUCAUCAAUGAUCUUUCUGAGGUCCAUCUUCCAAGGUUCCCUGGGCAAUUUGGGAGUGGAUUUAACCUGGCUUCAUUCAUCUCUCAAACUCUGGAACAGUUUAAAAGUUUUUUCUCAUCCACUAAGAAGUAUCACCAUGAGUUUCAAGCUUUCAUAAAAAAGGAAAUGGUAAAAAAUGAGUUUACUGCUGCUCUUGCAAAUGAAGAACUGGUUUUCUAUUUGGCUUCCGCUUUACUUAUCUUCCCACUAUUGAGCGCUUGGAUGUUGCUGUCAUCACUGCACAGUUAGGUGGAGAAGAUUUUCCUUCUUGAAGCAUAGCUGCUUACUCUGUUGAACACUCACCCCAUGACUCCCCUUGUCCAUUGAUUUUACAACCAUGUAAAUGUUUGCCUGAGGGUUUAGUAGGCCGCGUUCUAGGGCACAGAUCUAUAGAAUUUUAAUGCAACUGGUUUUUGCCCUUGACAUUCGUUAGGUUCUUGAUGAGUUGAUGGAAUAGGAUUCCAUAUUUUUAGACUCUGAUCAUUACAUUUUGUGUAUGAAAGGUAAACUUAGAUCUAUUGAAGUGUUCUG
Messenger RNA from Rubroshorea leprosula, 1334 nucleotides. NCBI's taxonomy places the organism in Eukaryota, Viridiplantae, Streptophyta, Magnoliopsida, Malvales, Dipterocarpaceae. The record is from the annotation of a GenBank genome assembly.